Messenger RNA from Punctularia strigosozonata HHB-11173 SS5, 1278 nucleotides. RefSeq lists its product as uncharacterized. Bases 57 to 692 code for a protein of 211 amino acids. Lineage: Eukaryota; Fungi; Basidiomycota; Agaricomycetes; Corticiales; Punctulariaceae. The transcript has 2 exons. The record is from RefSeq and is a predicted model, not a curated record.
ACGGUUCCCCGCUAACCUCACAUCCAGGAACGUAAUAUCUCCAUAGCUCCCUCCUCAUGGCCGACCCGGCCCCGGACAUACUCGACAUACCCUCCGAGCACCCACAACCCCCCUCUCCCUCUCCUCUGCCCUCCACGACGGCCCCGACGACGACCACAGCAACGCCAGGCCCGGCCCCGCCUGCAUCCCCGAGCAAGCGCCAGGUGUCGAUGUCGCUCCACCCGCCGGCGCAGAUCCCGCUGCACCACUACGAGUCCCAGCCCGUGCUCAAGCCGGCGUCUCCGGAGAUGCCACCCGGGCUCGGACAGAACGACGACCGCGCGAGGUGGUUGGGUACGGCGUCCACGCGGACGAGCUUCACGAGGGUCGAUCUCACCAGGGCGCCUACGCCGUCCGAGGACGAUUCGGCGCCGGGUACGGGGAACGGGGCGGCGGGGAGCGUGGCGGAGGUCGAGGGUGGUGCGGGUGCAGGAGAAGGGGUGCAAGCUGAGCAGGAGGAGGAGGAGGAGGAGGUCGCGAAGGAGGAGGAGGUCGCCGUGCCGCAGACGCCGCAGACGCUGCUCACGUUCUUGCUCGUGUCCGGUCGGCGGAGGACGAUGUCGUUCGAGCCGGAGACGACGGUGGGGAGGGUGAAGGAGCUCGUGUGGAAUACGUGGCCGAGCGGUGAGCCCCGGCGAUUGCACCAUCUUUAACACCGUGUUGUCGAUAUGUUCGGCUUAUGGAGCCGCUGUCAGAUUGGCAAGACGAAAGACCGCCCGCGCCAGCACAUCUGCGGAUCCUGUACCUCGGCCGAGUGCUUCAAGACGACGAUAGCCUCACCAAAGUCGGUCUUCCGUCACAUACCCCGUCUUCUACCGCGUUGCCCGAUCCGGCGCAAGUGCCGACGCCGACUAUCGUCCACCUCUCCAUCAGGCCCUUCGCGCCCCCGGCCGAGGACGAUACCAAGAAGAAAAGACGCGGGAUCGGCAGUAUGGGCGGCGGUCCGGACGGCGAAGAGCGCGGUGCCGGAUGCUGCGGGUGUGUUGUUUGCUGAUACCGUGCACGCUUCCUCGAUGGGGUGUGUAUAUACCAUGGAGAUGGAUGUGGAUGUGGUGGUGGUGGCAUGGUCGUAUAUGGGUCUGGAUUUAUUUCUCUGCUCUACACCUAUUCACCGUUCUUUUUUUGCUUCCUUAUUGCAUCUGUAGUAUACAGAGUCCAUGUUCUGUUCUGCUCAUAGCAACUCACAAUCAUCUCGUAAUGAUCGCCCCCUUCCUAUCAUGCAAUACACGUCUCUCCUCU